Messenger RNA from Boeremia exigua, 1051 nucleotides. RefSeq lists its product as uncharacterized. The transcript has a single exon. The coding region runs from base 138 to 821 and encodes 227 amino acids. The record is from RefSeq and is a predicted model, not a curated record. NCBI's taxonomy places the organism in Eukaryota, Fungi, Ascomycota, Dothideomycetes, Pleosporales, Didymellaceae.
CUAUAACAGGCGCGGCAGAGCAGAGUAGAGCCCGCGGGCAACAACUAGGUAGUACAGCGCGUCUCACAUUUUUCUCCAUCUCCUUCCUGUCGCUCCUUCGUCUCAGCCAGUCUCUAUCGUCAACUCCAUCAUCCACAAUGACCUCAACAUUCGUUCUCGCGUCCCUCCUCGGGCUUGCCGCCGCGCAGUCCUCAGUCCUCUCCAUUCCCUUCUUCAUCUUCGACCCGCAGGCCAUCGAGGCGUCGAUUGUGUCCGCGAACCCGUCUGCGACGACCAUGGCGCUCGCGUGUCCGACCGGCACCGAUUCGAACGACUGCGGCCUGUUUCCUCAGAUGACGCUCAUCUACGGUCCCUCGACCUACCACCUGGAUAUGGGCGUGGGCGACGCGGCUGCGUUUACAGGCAGCGCGGACUGUGCGCUCGGCGCGACGGUGACGUGCACCGAGUUUGCGACGGGCAGCGAGGCGAACUUUCCGGGUCGCAGCACGGAGACUUAUGCCCCUUCGGAUAUCCUCACGCUGCCUGUAACGGUAACAGGCGGUGCUGAGAAGCUUGGGAGCGCUCAGGCCAGUGCAACGGAGAGUGCGAGUGCAAGUAGCAGCACGGGCGGCAGCGCGACAUCUGGAAGUGCUGCGAGCGCGUCCACUGCGAGCGUCACGCAGAUCGUCGGCACAAACAGCGCCUCUGCCAGUGCGUCUGCGAGUGCCAGCCGCACUCAAUCCGCCGCUGCGACUCCCUCCCCGGACGCAGGUGCUGCGAUUUCCAUCUCCGCGGGUGGACUAGUCGGCGCUGUCGUGUGUGCGGUCGGCGUGCUCUUGUAGUCAGGCUCAGCGAGAUGGAGGUCCAGUAAUACCAUAAUACGAAUCUAGACGUGAAGGUUAUCACAAGUUCCAGCUUCCAUCAUGCUGGGUUCCCAGCACGUCAUCGCUUAGACCUCCCUCGCCAUGCCUCAACAUCGCAAGACGUGCUUAACUGCCGAGCCUAUCGCCUAUCACGGCUCGCUGAUGCACGAAAUAUGCAUCAUCCGGUCGCUUGCCUCCUUCGCCAUCGC